AUGAUAUCGACGUCGCCGACUUUCUGGGCGUCUGGGCUUAUAAUGCCAUUGUAUGCCCUUCACCUUGGGAAGACGGCCUGCAUACUUCCCAGCUUCGACGAGGAUACAGUAGCACGCGUCUUGGGCGAGUACAACAUUUUGAGCUUGUUCAUGCCUCCAAACUUGGCAGUGACUAUUGCCAAGAACCCCCAAAGUCCCGUCCGAAAGAUGCUGCACCACAUCAAAAUCUUAUCAGUCGGAGGGGCUGUAAUGGACGCAGAGACUCAGCUAUUCGUUGAAAAGGAGCUUGGUAAGCGGGUCAGCCAGGGGUAUGGCAUGACAGAAGCUAUUGUCAUCAUGGGUGCUCAACCCGGUAGUAAUCCUCCACCAGGUUCCUCUGGAAGGCUCUUCUUCAACGUGGAGGCCAAGGUGGUGGACCUGGAGACGCAGGAGCCGGUGGGUCCCGAGCAGGAGGGCGAGCUGUGGGUGAAGUCCCCCGCGGCGGCGCUGGGCUACUGGAACAACCCGGAGGCGACGGCGGCGGCCUGGGACGCGGACGGCUGGUUCCACACGGGGGACGUCGUGCGCUACGACCGCGACGGCUACUUCUACGUCGUGGACCGCGUCAAGCAGCUCGUCAAGUUCAGGGGACACCACGUGCUGUCGCCGCAGCUGGAGUCGCUGCUGAUGUCGCACCCCAGCGUGCAGCUGGCCGCCGUGGUGGGGAAGCCGCACCCCACCGACCAGGAGCACCCCACCGCCUUCGUCGUGCUGCGGCCCGGAGCGUCCGCCACCGCUGAGGAGCUGCAGGCGCUCGUAGACGAAAAGGUGGAGGACCACAAGAAGCUGCGAGGUGGCGUGAGGAUCGUGGGGGAGCUGCCGCACACGGCCAGCGGCAAGGUGGCCAAGAGGGUCCUCAGGAGGUGGGCGGCGGCCGGCCAGUAG
Molecule: messenger RNA, 924 nt
Organism: Schistocerca cancellata (South American locust)
Lineage: Eukaryota; Metazoa; Arthropoda; Insecta; Orthoptera; Acrididae
Product: luciferin 4-monooxygenase-like
Exons: 6
Coding region: 1-924 (307 amino acids)
Biological process (GO): long-chain fatty acid metabolic process; fatty-acyl-CoA biosynthetic process
Molecular function (GO): long-chain fatty acid-CoA ligase activity
Source: RefSeq, a predicted model, not a curated record